Messenger RNA from Lethenteron reissneri (Far Eastern brook lamprey), 2880 nucleotides. RefSeq names its product derlin 1 (gene DERL1). Lineage: Eukaryota; Metazoa; Chordata; Hyperoartia; Petromyzontiformes; Petromyzontidae. The record is from RefSeq and is a predicted model, not a curated record.
CAGUCAUUGAGCAGACGACAGCGUGGGGGUAGGCUUGAUGGCUGUUCGCGUUCGUCAGCGUUAAGUGACAUUAAUUGAAGCGCAAACAAUUAUACGAGUUCUUAAUUUGGUGACGCGCACUUCGCCAUGGCCGAGACGACGGACAUCGCGGAGUGGUUCCGCGGCAUCCCCGUGGUGACGCGCUACUGGUUCGCGGGCUCCGUGCUCUUUCCACUGCUGGGCAGGUUCGGGCUGCUCGACCCGGCCAACCUGGUGCUGGACGCGACGCGCCUGUUCAGCCGCUUCCAGAUCUGGAGGCCCAUCACAGCAACACUCUUCUUCCCACUGACACCGCAGACGGGAUUCCACUUUCUCAUUCACCUCUACUUCCUGUACUCCUAUUCCACACGCCUCGAGACUGGUGUUUUUGAUGGACGGCCAGCAGACUACCUGUUUCUGGUUCUCUUCAACUGGAUCUGUAUCACUAUUGUUGGGCUUAUCGUCGACAUGCCACUGCUGAUGAUCCCGCUCAUCAUCUCGGUGCUCUACGUAUGGGCCCAACUGAAUCGUGACCAGAUCGUCACCUUUUGGUUUGGCACCACCUUUAAAGCCUGCUACCUUCCCUGGGUCAUCAUGGGCUUCAACUUCAUCCUGCGUGGAUCGGUGAUGAAUGAGCUAAUCGGGAUCUUCGUGGGCCACCUCUACUUCUUCCUCAUGUUCAAGUACCCCCAGGACUUUGGUGGGCGAGCGCUCAUCUCCACCCCAUCCAUACUGUACCGGCUCUUGCCGAGUCGCCGUGGCGGCAUUGCCGGCUUUGGCGUUCCUCCGCCCAGCAGGAGACCACCAGACGACCAGGAUGCCCCCCCGCAGGGAGGCUGGGGAGCAUUUGGCCGUCACCGAUGGGGGGGUGGCCAGAGGCUGGGUGGGGACUAAAGGCUGCUACUGCUGCGUAGAUGUUCGCAGUUGUGCUGUGUACAGCUUUUCGAUGUGUAUUCGGGUUGAUCCACGGUAUUGUUCAGCGUGAUGUUUGGAUGUCACGAUGAUUGGGUUACAACCCGAAAACUCAUCUGAGAGCCCAGGGCUGUUGUCGGCGACCGAGUGUACCCAUGUGCGCGUGCGUGUGUGCCUCCUCGGGCGUUUGCAUGGCUGCACGAGCGUCUGGCCCCUGCUUGCACAGACAACAGCGACGCAAAAGAGAACUGGUCCAUCCGGAGCACGUGACUUUAGCUGUCGCACCACUCGUGAACCUGUUCGGUUGUGCCACCUGUCAUCACGGGAUGUAAACUGUUGGGCCUUGUGCAAAACAUGGGCUCUGUGCAUAUGCCUGCAUCUGUGCGCGUGCAUGAGGGCGCGUGCAUGAGUGCAGGCAUGGUAAUUUGGCGAGCCUUCUCGUUCAUGGCAUAAGACACAAUUUUUCUUCGUUUUUAUUAUUGUACAUUAAUGUAACGUUCAUGAAAAAAAGUGAUCCUAGUGUAAAAAGUAAAACGAUAUUUAAGUCUUACUUCCUGGAUUUAUUUUAAAUAAUGCUCAUAAAAAGAUGUGCAGUCACACAUUGAUACAAGAAACAUUAACAAGGAACAACAUAUGGGCUUAUUUCUAUUGCUUUGAAAUCGCCAAUAAACACGUUGAGCUAAAAGCCUCCUUUUAAUUGUGUAGUGCGUACGUGCAGCUUAGGUUGGAAAGUUAUUUCGGUUUGAUCGUUGGGUUUAAAAUACAAUGCCUAGAAAGUUUUGUGAUUUAACGGUGAAAAUAUCUGUGAAAUGUCCAGUAGGUUUUUCAAAAUAACUGAGAAGCAAUUUGGUUGUUCCCUAUGUUAAGGUUGACUUUUCGCUGAGAAUAUCUCCUUUAGUGUCUUAUCACAGUACUUGCGUGCUGUUUGGAUGGCUUAUAUAAAAAUAAUGCUUUAAUAAGCACCAAAAUCAUUUGCAAGAAUACAAGAAAGUUGAAUUUUUUUGGAAAUUCAUGUGGCUUUUAUUUUCACGGCUGUUAUAGUCAUGCAUGUUAUUACCGUUUCUUUUAUUUCAGCUUACUUACUGACAAGCAUAAACUUGUGAAGGAUGAAAAACAUGAAAUUGAAAUGAAUUGUAUUAAGCUAGGUCAACCACAUGGGUCUGUUUAUUUAUUUUAAGAUUACUGGACAUCAUAGUUAUUGGCCAAUCUAGGUUCCCCUGGCACAUGAGUUAGGAUAGGAUUUGUGGCAUGAAUUAAUGUCAUAUCCACGUGUACCUUAAUUGUCACAGUUACAAUUUCUGGUGGUUGGCUCUUGUGUGCACUUUUCCAUGUUUUCAGCAGGUCCUUGUCCGUCGGAUGUCACUGCUAAUUGAAUGUUGCGGCUAUCCUGGUAAAUUAAUUAGCAUUAGCUCAUUCAUCUCAUAACCAUGAUUCCAUGAGAAAAAAAGUAACAUUUCGGGUCCAAUCCGUAACACAGGGUGUUGAAAGACUUCUGUUUUGAAAUGGAACAUUCUCACGACUUGACUGCACAAUUGGAAUAUAAUUUGGAGAAAGAUUGCAACAUGCUCUAGAAAACAUUCAUAACUGACCCUAUCACCUUCAUCGUUAACACUGAGUAAUGGCAGCCUGCCAUAUAUUUUUUACACGUUACGGCAGUGUUAAUGAUGUACGUGUUAGUCCAUCCGUCCAUACUUCACAUGUGUUUUUAUGACUUGUGAAAAAUGCACAGGUAAUCCGAAUCCUUUGAUACUAGCCACACAUGCCAAAUACUAUUUCUCAGUAUGGUCUUAGUUUUUGGAUAAAGUCCACAUCAAAAUCCUUAAAAAAUUCGUUAUUGUACAAAAAAAGUUAUUCUCAUGUACCAUGUGCAAAAUACCACGUGCAUUAGAACGUGUACGCAUUAGGUGUGUAACGGUGCGUCAAUUCGUCUAUUAAAAUCGAUUCUUGGUC